AUGGGUGCUGGAGAAGGUGGAAACGCAGAAAACGGAAGAAAACUGUUCAUUCAACGUUGCGCGCAAUGUCACACCGUUGAAAAGGGUGGAAAACAUAAGGUAGGUCCCAAUCUCGGUGGAAUAAUUGGACGUACUGGUGCUACUGCACCCGGAUUUCCUUAUUCCGAUGAGAGCAAAAGACGAUCAGUCGUUUGGAACAAAGCGACUUUAUUUGAGUAUCUUGAAAACCCAAAGAAAUACAUUCCCGGGACAAAAAUGGUAUUUGCCGGACUCAAAAAAGCUAACGACAGGAACGACAUCAUCGCUUACUUAGCGGAGGCCUCAGCCGGUCCCAAUCUGUUUGGUGUAAUGGGAAGACCGAUCGGCUCUGUCAAAGAUUAUGAAUAUUCUGAAUCAAUGAAGAAACAUCCAGGAAUUUGGACAGAAUCUAUUAUUUGCGCAUUUUUGAAAAAUUCCGAUGACACCAAUAUGCCCAGCAUGUCAGAUCUAACUAACGACCAGAAAAAAGAAAUCAUUAAAUACUUAGAAUGUUUUGGCCCCAAUCUAUAUGGCAUAAUGAACAGACCAAUUGCUUCCCUUAAAGAUUACAACUACUCCGAUUCGAUGAAGAAACAUCCUGGUAUUUGGACUGAAGAAACAAUGUGCGCUUUUCUAAAGCAUUCCACUGGCACCAAAAUGCCUUCAAUCAACUUAACCGAUGAAGAGCGAAAACAUAUUAUCGAUUAUUUGGAAUGGGUGGUCAAAAGUACCGAAAAAAAAUCAUAA
Ctenocephalides felis (cat flea) is the source of this 765-nucleotide messenger RNA. RefSeq lists its product as uncharacterized. The transcript has 4 exons. Lineage: Eukaryota; Metazoa; Arthropoda; Insecta; Siphonaptera; Pulicidae. Bases 1 to 765 code for a protein of 254 amino acids. Gene Ontology annotation, molecular function: electron transfer activity; heme binding. The record is from RefSeq and is a predicted model, not a curated record.